AGAAACAAAUAAACAAACAAGAUUGUAGACUCUAGUUAGAUACUUGAUUAGUCUUGAUAUAAAGAUAGUAGUUAGAUACAAGAUCUAAAUCUAAUAUAGAUUCUAUAUCAACAUUUAGACUCUAAGAUCACUAAAUCUAAUUAGAUCUAGAAUCUAUUCUGAGUAUUUCAAAGUAUUUGUUUUUAAGAUGAUCAGAGUCAGAGAGAGUAGUCUCACUAGUCUCAGUCUCACUACAUUAGACGUCACUAAUUGGCAAAAGAUCAAUGAAGUUUGAACUAAUUCCAACAAUAAGAGUAGACCAAUCAUCAGUGACUCCCAAUGAUAAAAAACAGACUGAGACUCUCCUGAUACUCCUGUAAUGAUAUAAAUUAAUAACCUCCGCUGCCUUGCGGCUGUACCCAAACGCGGGAAAGGCUUCGGGAGACAACCCUGAGGAGAAAUCAGGAGCUGGUGACCCUUAGCCAAUUUUUUGAAGAUCUAGAUCUAGAUUUUUGCAAUGCAAUGCACAUGCAAAAUCAAUCCUCUGCUUUAAAAAGACAACUCACAAAUCGACCAGUUUCAACACUUUCAAUUAUCACUAGCAAUGACGCUGUCCAAAAUGACUCACUGCAAACUGUAUCAAAAAUCUCAACUGAGAAAGAGAAAAAGUCUGUUCAUUUUGCAAGUGAUCACGAAGAAGUUUCCGACAGAUAUGCAUCUUCCAGCUACUCCCAGCAAUCAAGUACAGAGGAGCAGACACUGUUACAGUCCGAACAUCUGUACAGUGGAGACACCUUUGUGUCACUGUCUCUAAAUGAAGAAACAGCCACAGAAGCCACCAGCGGAGAUGCACCAACUACACUUCAGACGUACCCCAGCUAUGGCUCCAGCACUUUCAUUUCACUGGAUUCAAGUUAUGAGUCAAAAACUCAGAGUGAUUCAUCCUUCACAGACACCAACAGCUUUGCCUCUUCCAGCGUGUUCUCCUCUAGCACCAGCACCAGCCAGGAUAAUAGCUCACACAAUACUGGGAUAGGAAGGACAGAGAUAGUCAAAGACAUUGAAGACUUGGAAGAAAGUGAAUUCUUCAGCAAGACUGACCUCAAUUCUUUUGAUGAAACAACAGAUUCUGAAUUUGAUGAUUCUGACUUGGCGGAGAAAAACAGACAAAAGUUCAUAGAAACUACAAUUGCACAUUUAGGGCUGCAGAAACUGGGCAGUCCAAGAAGCCAUGAUAGUGAUAAUGAACUAGAGUCGGAGCUCAGAUCUACUCAGAAAAUUCCAUUAGGAACAGAAGCCAAAGCUCAUAGUUUAUUUUGCAAACAAAUGAUCAAACUGUGCAACAAAGUGGAGAAUACCCAGCCUAAAGUUUCAACAUUCCAAGAACGCUACCAACACAAACCUAGUGAAGCUGGUUGCCACAUACUAGAGCACUAUGGACUUAAUUCUGCUAUUGUUGACCGACUCAAACUUGCCAAUUUUCAGAAUCAACUGGUUAAGAAAAUGAAGGACCUAGAUAGAGAUAUUGAGAAAUCAAAGGCUUACAUUCAAGCUCAUCAGAAUGUUGAAGAGGAAAUAGAAAGAAAGAGAUUCCUCUCACAAGUAACAUCCCAUCUGAAGAGACAGAAUAUAGAAGAGAGAAUCACAGAGCACACUAUGAGAAUGCAACCUGCAUUAUGGUUUGCAGAUCUGGUUCAGGGCUUGCCACACUCCACCGCUGACACCAGACAGAUAUUAGACCUGUACAGAGAUCAAGUUCAAGGUAGAAACAAGAGCUUAGUGCUAGAUGAAAGUUAAUGUGCCUUUAUGGUCCAAUAUCAUUUUCAUAUAUGUAUUUAUUUCCAUUUGAAAAACUGUGAAAUGAAGCAAAAUAUUCUGUAAUGAAAUGAUUUAUAAGUUCAUACAUUUCUUUAAAAAUGAAGAUUAUUAUGUGCUUGUCCAAGCCACAUGUUCUCAGGGUUUCAACAAAUGUAAUGACAGUUUGAAGCAUUUACUAUUCAAUCUGACAGCCGUCCAAUGCAAUGUUAUAAUCAAAGUUUAUGUACAUAUUGCAAUUUUUAUAUUGUGUAAUUUAUUAAAAGUAUAGACAUUGCUGUCCCAAUAAAACAUGUAAAUCUU
Biomphalaria glabrata is the source of this 2097-nucleotide messenger RNA. RefSeq lists its product as uncharacterized. The transcript has 12 exons. NCBI's taxonomy places the organism in Eukaryota, Metazoa, Mollusca, Gastropoda, Planorbidae. The record is from RefSeq and is a predicted model, not a curated record. Bases 502 to 1776 code for a protein of 424 amino acids.